Drosophila rhopaloa is the source of this 1590-nucleotide messenger RNA. Its product is annotated as methyltransferase-like protein 17, mitochondrial. The coding region runs from base 88 to 1479 and encodes 463 amino acids. Gene Ontology annotation, molecular function: structural constituent of ribosome; methyltransferase activity. Gene Ontology annotation, cellular component: mitochondrial small ribosomal subunit. Gene Ontology annotation, biological process: translation. The transcript is spliced from 3 exons. NCBI's taxonomy places the organism in Eukaryota, Metazoa, Arthropoda, Insecta, Diptera, Drosophilidae. The record is from RefSeq and is a predicted model, not a curated record.
CACUAGUCUGAAACAACAACAAAACGCCGGUAAACUCGUGUUGUUUUGAUUGUUCGGUUACAUAUUAUUAGAUUGAAUUAUCGUAGUAUGUUUUCCCUGAAUUACACAACGAGAAACAUGGUGCCUCGACUGCACCGUUUCACCAGCAAGAUCGCCGUGGACAUGGAGCCAGCGGUGAUCUCAGCCCUGGAGCAGGCCACCAUAAAACCGAGAAAACAUCCCGGCGUGGUAAGGCCCAGUCAUGUGGACCUUCCGAAACAACUGGGUGAUACUCUGAAGCGCAUCGUGGGCGAUCAUCCUAUCAAGAAGCUUAUUAACGAUGGACAGCAGCUGAACGCUUACAUCAAAUCACGCCACCCGCCACCAACGCUAGAGGAGAUCGAGAACAAGAAGCGGAUCAUCAUAGAAGAAGUCAAUGCCAAGAUGUCUCUGGAUCGCCUGGCCACGCUCGACGAGGAGGAGGCAGAGCGCUGGAAGCGCAAGCGGGAGCUGGAGAUCAACAAGCGGCUGGGCCAACGCAUCUACGCCUGGAAGCGGAUUGAGUACGGCGCAUAUGAGUCCCUCGUCUACGCAACAGCCCGCGGUGCCCAAGAGUACGCGGUAAUGAAACGCGUGCUCACGGAGCUGGCCCAACGGGACGAGCAGUUCCGACCGCGAAGCUUCUUCGAUUUCGGUUCUGGCAUCGGGACUGGCAUGUGGGUGGCCAGCGAAUUGUGGCGCGAUCACAUAUACGAGUACUACAACGUGGACAGGUCCAAGGAGAUGAACGAGAUCUCUGAGCUCAUUCUGCGCGAUGGGCACGAGAACAAGCAGAUUGCCCUGCGCAAUGUGUUCUACCGCCAGUUCCUUCCCGCCAUCGAAACCAAUUACGAUCUGGUCAUUACUUCUCACACGCUUUUCGAGUUGGCGGACAAAGAGCAGCGGGAGGAUGUUCUGCGCAAUCUGUGGCGAAAGUGUGAUGGCUACAUGGUCAUCAUGGAAGAGGGAACACGUCGUGGCAGUGAGCUUGUCAACGAGGCCAGGCGGUUUCUGUUGGAGCAGGAUCAAGAAGGACACACUGUGGCACCGUGUCCACAUGAUGUGAUCUGUCCCCGUCUUAGAGAUCUGGCUGAUCGCACGCCCUGCAAUUUUCCAGUUUCAUACGCUCCCCUGCGUUUGGGCAGCGAUUCUUUGGCGGAGCGACACACCUCCCUCUACAGCUAUGCCAUCCUGAAGAAGGGCCCACAAACCGACAGCUCCAGUUCCUGGCCGCGGAUUGUGCGCCCUACCUUGGUUCGGUCAAAGCAUGCCAUCUGCCGAGUUUGCACGGAAGAGGGCAAACUCCAAGAGGUCAUUUUUACGAAGUCCAAGCACGGAAAGUCUGCUUACUCUUGCGCGAAAGUCAGUCGGUGGGGCGAUCGCUUGCCCAUGUCUCUAGGACAGCAGGCCAAUCCCGACUCAGCAGAAUCAUCCACCACAGAACAAUCUUUCUUGGCGUAGUUAAAACUGAUAAAUAAAUGUGUUAGGCAUAAAGUCACGCCCUAAAACUAAUUGAUACUAAAAACUGGCAUCCAAUUAGUCGAUUUAAUUAUGUGCAAACAAAUCGUUGCG